Aspergillus calidoustus is the source of this 1167-nucleotide messenger RNA. NCBI's taxonomy places the organism in Eukaryota, Fungi, Ascomycota, Eurotiomycetes, Eurotiales, Aspergillaceae. The record is from the annotation of a GenBank genome assembly.
AUGGGCUCAAUCGCUCCCAAGACUGGUACAUUCCUUUUUACCUCCGAGUCGGUCGGAGAGGGCCACCCGGACAAGAUUGCUGACCAAGUUUCCGACGCCAUCCUCGAUGCCUGCCUUGCUGAGGACCCAUUGUCAAAGGUCGCUUGUGAGACUGCUACCAAGACUGGUAUGAUCAUGGUCUUUGGUGAGAUUACCACCAAGGCUAGACUUGACUACCAGGCCAUCAUCCGUGGCGCCAUCAAGGACAUCGGCUACGAUGACUCCGAGAAGGGCUUCGACUACAAGACCUGCAACGUCCUUGUUGCCAUCGAGCAACAGUCCCCCGAUAUUGCUCAGGGUCUCCACUACGAGGAGGCUCUCGAGAAGCUCGGUGCUGGUGACCAGGGUAUCAUGUUCGGCUAUGCCACCGACGAGACCCCUGAACUCCUCCCCCUUACCAUCCUCCUUUCCCACAAGCUCAACGCCGCCAUGAAGGCUGCACGUAACGACGGCUCCAUCCCUUGGCUCCGUCCGGACACCAAGACCCAGGUUACUAUCGAGUACGCCCACGACAACGGUGCUGUUAAGCCCCAGCGUGUGGACACUGUCGUCGUCUCCGCCCAGCACAGCGACGAUGUGAGCACUGAGGAGCUCCGCGCUGUCAUCAAGGAGAAGAUCAUCAAGAAGGUCAUCCCCGCUGAGCUUCUCGACGACCGCACCGUCUACCACAUCCAGCCCUCUGGCCGCUUCGUCAUCGGUGGUCCUCAGGGUGACGCUGGUCUGACUGGCCGUAAGAUCAUUGUCGACACCUACGGUGGCUGGGGUGCUCACGGUGGUGGUGCUUUCUCCGGAAAGGACUACUCCAAGGUCGACCGUUCCGCUGCCUACGUUGGUCGCUGGAUCGCCAAGUCUCUUGUCGCCGCCGGCCUCGCCCGCCGUGCCCUUGUCCAGCUUUCCUACGCCAUCGGUGUCGCUGAGCCCCUUUCUCUCUACGUUGACACCUACGGUACCUCCGACAAGACCUCCGAGGAGCUCGUCCAGAUCAUCCGCAACAACUUCGACCUCCGUCCCGGUGUCAUCGUCCGCGAGCUCGACCUGGCCAAGCCCAUUUACUUCCAGACCGCCAAGAACGGUCACUUCACCAACCAGGAGUUCUCCUGGGAGAAGCCCAAGACCCUCAAGUUCUAA